This is a messenger RNA of Strongylocentrotus purpuratus (purple sea urchin), 606 nucleotides long. Its product is annotated as paternally-expressed gene 3 protein-like. The transcript has 2 exons. The coding region runs from base 20 to 541 and encodes 173 amino acids. The record is from RefSeq and is a predicted model, not a curated record. Lineage: Eukaryota; Metazoa; Echinodermata; Echinoidea; Camarodonta; Strongylocentrotidae.
UUAGGAUGAUCGAGGCUAUAUGCCAAUCGAUAAUACAUCGAUAAGACAUCGAUGGGCAUAUAGCAGUUAUGACCACGAGACCGAGACGAGACCGAUAAGACAUCGAUGGACAUAUAGCAGUUAUGACCACGAGACCGAGACGAGACCGAUAAGACAUCGAUGGGCAUAUAGCAGUUAUGACCACGAGACCGAGACGAGACCGAUAAAACAUCGAUGGGCAUAUAGCAGUUAUGCCCACGAGACCGAGACGAGACCGAUAAGACAUCGACGGGCAUAUAGCAGUUAUGCCCACGAGACCGAGACGAGACCGAUAAGACAUCGAUGGGCAUACACCAGUUAUGCCCACGAGACCAAGACGAGACCGAUAAGACAUCGAUGGGCAUAUAGCAGUUAUGCCCACGAGACCGAGACGAGACCGAUAAGACAUCGAUGGGCAUACACCAGUUAUGCCCACGAGACCAAGACGAGACCGAUAAGACAUCGAUGGGCAUAUAGCAGUUAUGCCCACGAGACCAAGACGAGACCGAAUACAACAUUAUAGAUAUCCAGGGUGUUAAUUAUGGUACAUUAUAUUACUAUAUGCAUUAUGUCAUGUUAUUACUAAAA